UACUAUAUAAAGAGAAAACAACAGCAGACUGGUUGACUUCUUAAACCACAAAGUAGACUGAAUCAAGAUCAAGAAAACUGAGAAAAGAUGGCUGAUGCAUUCGCAGCUGAUCUUGCUAGCAGACUGGUUUGCAAGCUUGUUUCACUUGCAGCUGAUGAAGUUAUCCAGGCUUGGAAUCUUCAGGAUGAUCUGAUCACUCUGCGCGAAAGGCUGGAAUCAAUUGAUGAUCUCUUGUCUGAUGCUGCUACCAAAAAACUAACUAUGUCUGCUGUGAAAAACUGGUUCAACAAACUUGAAGCAGUGGCUCAUGUAGCUGAUGCUCUUAUGGAUCAACUUGAGUAUGAAGUUACUCGAAGAAAAGUUGAGAAUUGUCAUAAGGUAAGAGACUUCUUUAUUCCUUCUAAAAACGUCUUAUUAUAUCGUUUCAAGGUGGCUCACAAGAUCAGGUCUAUUCAUGCUUCUUUUGACAAACUUUUCAAAUGGGCUAGAGAUCUCGGACUUCAUCCUGUAGCACAUUUAUCUGCAAGUGUGCUACCAGGGGAGGUCCGCAAUACCCCACCCUUUGAAGAUGAGUCACAAAUAGUGGGAAGAGAUAAGGACUUAUCAUAUUUAGUCCAAACGGUGUGCAAAGAUCAUGACCAGGAUUUACAAGUUGUUGCUAUAGUAGGGAUGGGAGGUCAAGGCAAAACGACUCUUGCUCGUAUGGUUUACAAUAAAGAUGUUGUGGUUGAUAUGUUCCCAAAGAGGAUGUGGGUGACUGUAUCGACUGAAUUUGAUUUCAUGAAGAUUUUGAAUCAUAUGGUGGUAUCACUUACUUCAACCUCAUCGGCUUUGGAAAAUGCAGAGGGAUUGAUAAACAAUCUAAAGAAGAAUUUGAAGGAAGAGAAGUUUUUGCUUGUGCUAGAUGAUGUCUGGAAUGAAAAACCAGAGGAGUGGGACAACUUGAGGAAUUCUUUGCUUGGAGUUGGGGGUGCAAGAGGUAGCAAAAUUAUAGUUACCACUCGCAAACAGGAAGUUGUUGAUGCCAUGCUAUGUUCUGUAUCGUAUGAGGUAGAAAAAUUGUCAGAUGAAUAUAGCUGGGAAUUGUUCAAGCAAAGAGCCUUUUCACACAGAGAAGCUUUAGACAGUGGGACAUUGGCUUCUUUGGGAAGAAGAAUGGUGCAAAGGUGUGGCGGCCUGCCUCUGGCAAUAAAAACACUAGGGGGUCUACUGCACUCUAAGAAGUCCGAAGAAGAUUGGUUACUAAUCUCAAACAGUGAAGUAUGGAAAUCAAAAGGUGUCAUGUCUUCCUUGAGAUUGUCGUAUGACAAUUUGCCAUAUUCAUCACUGAAACGAUGUUUUACAUAUUUCUCUAUCAUGCCAAAGGAUUCCAUUAUUUAUAAAAAUGAAUUGGUACAGAUAUGGAUGGCGUUAGGAUUCCUUCUGCCGCCUACAGAUAGCAAUGCAUUGAUGGAAGAUAUUGGUAACGAGUACUUCAACAUAUUGUUGUGGAAUUCCUUGUUACAGGAUGUAGAGAGGGAUGAAUUAGGAAACAUCACCAGUUGCAAGAUGCAUGAUCUGGUGCAUGAUCUUGCACUAGAUCUAUCUAAGUCUCAGUCUUUAACUGUGAAGGCAGGUCAUGAGUUAAAUUGUACUUCCAAACCUAUAUAUAUGAGGCUCGAAAAAGGAGUUUCAGAUAUAGAACCAACAAUAGCUAAGAGAAACUUUGAAAGGGUACAGACACUGUAUGCAGGACAUCGUAUCCUUAAUGACAUGUUACCUCAUCUCAAAUGCUUGAAUGUGCUGGUUCUGAGUACUCAUGAGAUUAGCAAUGAGUUGCCAACUUCAUUGCGCUUGAUGAAAUAUCUUAAAUAUCUUGAUAUCUCUUGCUUCCGUUGUAGAUUGCCUACUUACAUCACAGAACUCUAUAACUUGCAGACAUUGAGAGUUUGGGAUCUACAAGAGCUUCCAAGGAAUUUUUGCAACUUAAUUAACUUGAGACACCUAUACAUUGUGAAUGCAAAUGCAAGAUGCAUGUUUAUUGGUAUAGAUAAGUUAACUUGUCUGCAAACGCUUCCUCAUUUUGUUGUAGAUAAAGAUCAAAAUUGUCUUGUUGGACAACUGGGACCGCUGAAAAAUCUUAGAGGUAAACUUGAGCUCUAUGGCCUUGCUGACAUAAAAGAUAUGGAAGAAGCUAGCAAGGCAAGUUUGCGCACAAAGUAUAAUAUUCAGCGUUUGAUGUUAGACUGGAGCAACAAUACAGAUGAAAGAGAUGACUUAGAAUACAACAAUGAGGAGGAUGUGAUGGAAGGAUUAAAACCUCAUGAAAACCUGAAAGAACUGGUGAUUGACUACUUUUAUGGGAAUAAGUUUGCAUCAUGGAUUACAAAGAUGACAAACUUGGUGAAAAUCACAUUUAGGGAUUGCAACAGAUGUGAAGAAUUUCCAUCACUAGGUCACCUUCCUAAACUGAGGGAGAUGGAGAUAAAUGGGAUGGAAUAUGUUAAGGUGAUUGGAAGAGAUUCAUAUGAUGGUUCAGGGGCGGCUAGUACUGAGUUGAGUGACAAUGGGGCUACAAAAAUCUUGAAAACUAUUUAUCCGUCAUUAAGAAAACUCAUUUUGUGGAAUUUGCCAGAACUAGAGGGAUGGUUGGAACCAGGUAUGAAUACAAUGGGUGAAGACCAAAGAACUAUGCUAAUAUUCCCUGAACUUGAGUUGUUGAUUAUCAAAUUUUGUUCACGGUUUAGUACGAUGCCAAGUGCUUGUUUUCCAUCCUUGAAGCAAUUGAUAAUUCAAGACUCCGACAGCAGCAACAUGAUACUAGAAACUGUCACCAAAAAUGUCAGCUCUCUCACAUACAUACGACUGGGAAAUAUGAGUAAUGGACAAGGAUCUUCGUCUUCUUCAAACAUGGACUCCAUAAUUGACAAGCUGUUAAAGAAAAAUUCUAUGUCUUUAACAACUUUAAACCUAGAUGAUUGCCAGGGCUUGACAUGUCUGAGCCCUGGUGCAGCUAUUGUCGAACUGAUAGUGGUCAAUUGCUCUAAUCUAACUAGUAUCAACGUCGCUCAGGAGCUAAGCCCUCCAAAAUGUCUGACGCAUCUACAGAUAAGAUCUUGUCCCUGUCUUUCAAGCUGGAUAUUUGCCAGAAGUCUGUGUUCCACACUUGUAAGAUUGCAGUUAGGCCCCUUCGUGGAGGAAUUAGAUGAAUUUCCAUGGCCCGUCUCUUCUCCUGUAACUUCUUUUCCUAACCUAAAGUCACUACUAUUGUGGGGGUGGGUAAAGCUAAAGUCGAUGCUGCCUAUAGGUGAACUUGAUGAUAGUCUCUCGUGUAGCUUCCCUGCCUUGACUCAUUUGACAAUAUAUAAUUUUGAAGGAGUGAAAGGUCUCCCUGAUUCACUAGCAAAGCUUCCAUCUCUCAAGUUGUUAUUCAUUUGGAAUUGUAAGAAUCUGGAGAGUUUGCCAACAUUUGACGAAUCAGAUAGCCUUAUGUCGCUGAAGAUAAGUGGGUGUCCUAUUCUUGAAAAAAGAUGUAUGAAGGAGACAGGGCCCGAAUGGUUUAAGAUUCGACAUAUUCCACAUAUAAAAUGGGACUGAGAGAGGCGGCAGCAAACUUUCUCCACCUUUCAGCUUGCUAAUUCUAGAUAUUGCAGGGCAGUGGAACUUAACAUUCAACAUGCUAAAAAUAGUUCUGUGCAACUCAGUACAGCAAAUUACUAGCCGGUUCUGAUGUAAGUUGUCUUUUAACUUAUCAGUACCUUCCUUUAUAAAAGUUAAUCCUAAAUAUGGCAUGAAAAAGAAAAUUGUGGUGCAGUGGAUUAUGCCUUGUUUGACAUGUCGGAGUCACAAGUUCAGUUCCAGUGAGGGUUUAACUAUAGUCGCAAGUGCAGUGGAUUUAGCCGGCCAAAGUAUUGAGUAACAAUUCCAGAUUCUUGCCUAUAGCUACUGAUGGUUUGUCCUUAAGGUUGCAGUUUCGAAUGCUGCAUCUCCUCCACUGAAUUCAAGAUCAAUCUAAGCCAUAUUUGUAAAUUGAAGCAAUUAACGCUAAGCCAUCCCAUUAUCCUAGAGAAAAUACCUCUCUUAUAGUUGCAUUACAAUAUAUAUAUAUGUUCGUUUUUCUUAGCUUAUAGAGAUGAUUGUAUACAUAUUUUGAUGGAUGUUUCGGAGGAAAAAUCCUUAAAAUUAAGUAGUCAUGUGUUUAAUAAAU
Daucus carota subsp. sativus is the source of this 4186-nucleotide messenger RNA. RefSeq names its product putative disease resistance protein RGA4. The coding region runs from base 88 to 3576 and encodes 1162 amino acids. Gene Ontology annotation, molecular function: ADP binding. NCBI's taxonomy places the organism in Eukaryota, Viridiplantae, Streptophyta, Magnoliopsida, Apiales, Apiaceae. The transcript has 2 exons. Gene Ontology annotation, biological process: defense response to other organism. The record is from RefSeq and is a predicted model, not a curated record.